Gopherus flavomarginatus (Mexican gopher tortoise) is the source of this 1571-nucleotide messenger RNA. RefSeq names its product aprataxin (gene APTX). Gene Ontology annotation, cellular component: nucleus. Gene Ontology annotation, biological process: single strand break repair; double-strand break repair. The transcript is spliced from 10 exons. Gene Ontology annotation, molecular function: DNA 5'-adenosine monophosphate hydrolase activity; single-strand break-containing DNA binding; mismatched DNA binding. Bases 207 to 1373 code for a protein of 388 amino acids. NCBI's taxonomy places the organism in Eukaryota, Metazoa, Chordata, Testudines, Testudinidae. The record is from RefSeq and is a predicted model, not a curated record.
CGGCCGCGAGACUACAACUCCCGGCGUGCCCCGCGAGGUAGGCGCCGGCCUCUGAGGGCGACAGCGAGGGGCUGACUGGCCGUUCCCCGCGGGGCGGGAGUGAGGAGGAUUUUACAUGGAGAUAGCCACUGUCUCUGAAUUAGGCAGAUUGGGUGUUGUCAACAUACCCCAAUUGAAGUGAUUCAUACCCACCAAGGAGAGCAAUAAUGCAGGUGUGCUGGCUAGUGAGGAAAGAUAAAUGCUGUCAGAGAAUCAAACUGCCACACUUAAAAACAGUAGUGAUAGGACGUGGCCCAGAGACGGAGAUAACAGACAAGAAGUGUUCACGGCAACAAGUGCAGCUAAAAGCGGACUGUAAUAAAGGGUAUGUCAAGAUCAAACAGAUGGGAGUUAACCCAGCCAGUGUUGACUUGGUGGAUAUUGGCAAGGAUGAAGAAGUGAAGCUGAAGCCAGGACAGGUUCUACAUCUUGUGAAUAAACUUUACCCCUAUAUUAUACAAUUCUUGGAAGUCACAGAGGUGUCUGGCGCACGAGCAGAAGGGAAGACAAAAGCAAACAAGAGACCAUACAUAGACUCUGGGAAUAGUAACAUGAAAAACAUGUCUGAAAAAAGUAUGAAAAUGGAGCUACCAGACUUGCAAGAUGGUAGUUCAAGCUGCAAGCCAAACAAUACCAGUAGUUCUUCCUCCUCUCCCCAUGACAGCUCUUCCAACCACAAGGAACAUUUAGGACAUUGGAGUCAAGGUCUGAAGAUCUCUAUGCAAGACCCAAAAAUGCAGGUUUACAAAGAUGAAAGGGUUGUAAUCAUUAAGGAUAAAUAUCCCAAAGCUCGUUACCACUGGCUAAUCUUACCCUGGGACUCCAUCUCCAGUCUAAAAUCAGUAACAAAAGAGCAUCUUGAAUUACUAGAACACAUGCAUGCUGUUGGGGAAAAGCUGAUCCAACAAUGCCUGCAUAAAGAUAGCUUGGAGUUCCGAUUGGGUUACCAUGCAGUUCCCAGCAUGAGGCAAGGAAGAGAACACUGGAGUGUGAUCUGCCAGGAGGAAGUCGGGCUGUGGCUGUUCUGGAUCGCAAAGAGUACCACUCUGAUAGUCGAUCACUUACCCCACUUUCUUCACGUACAUCUCCAUGUAAUCAGCCAGGAUUUUGAUUCCCCUUGCCUUAAAAACAAAAAGCAUUGGAAUUCUUUUACUACAGAAUACUUCUUAAACUCUCAAGAUGUGAUAGAGAUGGUAAAGACCAAAGGAAAAGUUCUGGUUAAAGAAGGGACCUCUGAGCUCCUCAAGUUGCCCCUCAGAUGUCAUGUGUGCAAGCAACACCAGUCUACCAUUCCACAGCUAAAGGAACAUCUCAAGAAACAUUGGCCAAAGUAACUGUAAAAAUCACUCUGAAUGCUGAUCGGUCUAAGGCUAAAAACAAUCCCCCAAAACUUUUUGUCAAGUUGCACAGAUUUUUGUUUUUAGCUGAAUUACAAAUUCAAUCCUGGAAAGGUUCCUUGCUAGUACAAACAGCAUACGACUGACACUUCUUUAUUAACUUUUCAGAAGACAAAUAAAGUAGCCUCAAGUUCA